UGUUUAUAUUGUAUUCUUUGUUUAAUUCCUAUAGGUUUUUUUUGUCUUAUUAACCUGUAGGAGUCUGUUAUGAAUGUGAUUUGUUUAGUAGUUUUAGUGUGUCAAGUAAUUUUAUUCUACAAUGUUAAAUAUGAAGAUAUAAAGGGAAAAAGGCAAAAAAAAAAAAAAAAAAAAAAAACCUAAGAUAAUGCAAACACCACCGCCUUCAACCAAACACUGGUCAUACAGUCAAAGUUCUUGACUCUUCUCUCCUGGUUGUGAGUUUGUUCCUCCUUUUUGUGUCUGUUGUGUUGAGUAAGAGGAGAGGGCCAGCCCCAAGAUGCAGUCCUGGCCUGCUGUGUUCGCCUUCAUAAAGGGGAAAGUACCAUCUGGAUUCCUCUUUGUUCUAUACGUACUCAGAUCACAGCAGCACACAGGCAGACAUCAGGACGUCCUCACCAGUUGCACACACUGUGCUCAGGAAGCAAACACACACACUGCUUUGGUGCACAGCAGAGGAAACCCGGGACCUGUGCAGUCAUCAGCUCUUAACAUCUGUCUUCCUCAGGCUCGGCUCGAUCUGAGCUCUGUCGUCUGACUGACAAUGCCGCAGCCAACCCAGCACUCCCUGAUCCGCGUCCUCCUGUUGUGGACCACCGUCCUCUCCAUCAUCCAGACUGUGUUCAUCAUCCUCUUCUUCACCGCUGGACAUCUUGGCCAGUCUCAGAACAGUAGCACUGUAGCACCAGAACGCCAAAUUGAACCCCAGCCAUUCAGUAGGCCCACACCUUCGCCUCCUCCAACUGACGACAGGCUUUUGUUGGGCAAAGGCAAAGUGCUCACCUAUGAGGCUGCUCUAGACACAGACCAAAUCAUAUGGAGGACGAAGGAUGUAAGCAACGGCGUCAUCUCAGGAGAAGGAAAAAAUCUUACAAUACUGAAGGAUGGAUAUUACUUCCUAAGUCUUCAGGUGACACUGAAGACUCCUAAGUGUUCAUUUAAUGGGACCAGGGGAUCAGAGAACAGUCAGUCGGUCAGUGUGACGCUGACAGGAGACAUGACACGAGACACGACAAGAAAAAUUCUCCUGCAGGGUAGGAUCAGCACACACACAUGCAGCACAGGCCUCCUCAGCAAGGCAGAGAAGCUGACUGCUGGGAAGAAACUGACAUUCAACAUCACAUUGCCACCGAGGGAAAUUGAUAACGCUGCACAUCGUACCCACCUGGAUAUCAUCUUCUUUCUAAAACCACAGAUGAUAUGAUGAUAUAUCGCAGAUCACAGAUCUAUAUUUUUAUCAAAUCCCUGGUGUAUUCCAGGGUACCUGUUCAGCUCGGAGUCCUUCUCUGCAGCGAACCCGUUCAGAUGCAAAGAUGGUCGAGUGUACUCGUCCAUCUUGUUACUGAACACUUGUACCAACUUUCACCAGAUUAGAAAAUCAAAUCACUCAACUCUUCCUGGUGUACGAGAUGAGACUGAGUCACAGGGAAGGGAGGAAAGGGCUGGACUCAGUGAAGAUCUUACACCCUCAAAAGAAAAACCUCCCCUUGUUGAAUUCUGCUCUGCUAAAACCAAACUAAACAAACUAAAAAUCAACCUCAAAACAUAAUUUAUUGGAUUAAACGUCUAACUAUAACAGCUCAGGAUUGGUUAAUGCUGACGUCAUCACUACAAGUCUGCUUCUUUACUGUUGUGCUUCACAGACGACUUUUAGAAAUUCACAUUUUAAAACUCAGCUUUUGCAAAAAAAAAAAAAAGGAUAUUUUUUUUACUUGUGAAGCAGAAAAAGCUUAGAAAAGCUAAAGUUGGAUUGUUUUCCUUCUUCUCUGUGAUCAAGAAACACAUUUUCAGACAGUAGAUCAGACGUUCAGUGUCGGGCGGGGGUCUAUGGCUAUAUAAUAAAUAAUAUUGUGAUUUUUUUUUUUAGGCUGAGUCAGGAUGCACACUGGAUAUCAAUAUUUUUAAGUCUCCUCAAAAGUACCUCAUAAAUGCUAAGACAAACUGAAAUACCAUGAUAUAUUUCACCAAAUACCUUGACAUCAAUAUUGUGACAAUAUUAAGGAUGACUAUUGGUAAAAUAUUAACGCAAUCAAAUAUUUGAUGAAUAAUCAUCACUAAUUUGUAUAUAAUUAUAAUGUUGGUGUAGGCAAAAAAAAACAGUGUGAUAAGCUCAAAAAAUGACAUUACUUUACUGUUACGCACCUUCAAAACCAGGAAAAGCAACACUUGCUUGUGCUGUAUCACGAUAUAACGAUAUCCAAAAUCUAACAGGAUAUUUAUUGUCUCAUAUCGCGAUUUAAUAUCAGUAGUUUGUCCAGCUCUGAUCUUAUUUGACCACUGAAAUUGCAUUUCUUUGCUGGAGUUUUCUACGUUUCAAAUGUGCAGUAAUUGACGGCAUUGUGAAUGUAUUAUUCUGAACGACCACAUCAGUGAACAGAACUGUGUCGUUUGCACAGCUCGUAUCUGCUACUCCAUGAUUUACUUCUUGUUUAUUUGAAAUAUAUUGAUUUUCUAUUUAUGUUGUAUUUAUUUAUUGUUUGGGCCUAAGAUGCAGUACGUUGCAGUAAUAUAUACAAUGUUGUAUUUAUCAAAUUUCCACAGAGAGGUCAGCAGCUAUUGAAUGAAUGUAUGUCACUGUGUGACAGUGUAUGUCAUUGUAUGUCAUACAAAUUAGUGAGUCGCUGGAAUUAUUUUACAGUUUUCUUUAUUGAUUUUUGCAAUAUUGCAGCUAAAAUGAUUCAAAUGUGUUUAGGGGAAAAAAUAACCAAAAUUUACGGCAACACUUCACAAAAACCUUCAUUAAUAAAUUCUAAAUGUAUAGUUAGUUAAACUUUAGUUAAUAUUGUUUCACUGAAGCUUUAUGAAUCAGUCAUUAUUGAUUAGUUAUUGGUAAGUUCCAACAGAUGUUUCUAAUUCUCUGUAAAUGGUUAAUACCAUUAAAUACUGUGUCGUUCAUCUAUAAACAUUAUCUGGAUUAUAAAGUUGCAACUGAUGUUUAUAAACACUUGCAGUUGCUUAACAAACAGCUUAUUGAGCAAUUCAGUUCUUGUUCGCUGUGAAAUAACUAUUAACUAAAGUUUGAUUAACUUUUCGUUUACCAUUUUAAAAUGAUGAUUAUUAUAAAGUGAUAGAUAUGAUUGAUUUGUUUAGACGCGGUGUCAUUCUCAUUGUCUUUUCCCAGCCUGUAAUAAUUUAAAGAAGAUUCACUGUUACAUACAUCAGUAUUCUAUUCUCGUCCUCUGAAUUUGUAACGAAAAAGUGAAAUGAUUUGACUGAGAAUCCUCCUUCGCAACUUGAAUUGCGCGUUGUGACACAUGAAAUCACGACUCGAGGUGGUUUACGCGGAGAGUUUCGUGUGUUAAGAGAUGCUGAGAGAAGGAUUUGGUUUCUUUCAAUGAUUUUCAGUCGUUAAGUCCUUGAAGAUGAUUAGUAU
This is a messenger RNA of Acanthopagrus latus (yellowfin seabream), 3412 nucleotides long. RefSeq lists its product as uncharacterized. The transcript is spliced from 4 exons. Gene Ontology annotation, molecular function: protein binding. NCBI's taxonomy places the organism in Eukaryota, Metazoa, Chordata, Actinopteri, Spariformes, Sparidae. The record is from RefSeq and is a predicted model, not a curated record. Bases 584 to 1243 code for a protein of 219 amino acids.